Messenger RNA from Oncorhynchus kisutch (coho salmon), 5736 nucleotides. RefSeq names its product cullin 1b (gene cul1b). Gene Ontology annotation, cellular component: cullin-RING ubiquitin ligase complex. Bases 508 to 2838 code for a protein of 776 amino acids. Gene Ontology annotation, biological process: ubiquitin-dependent protein catabolic process. The record is from RefSeq and is a predicted model, not a curated record. NCBI's taxonomy places the organism in Eukaryota, Metazoa, Chordata, Actinopteri, Salmoniformes, Salmonidae. Gene Ontology annotation, molecular function: ubiquitin protein ligase binding. The transcript is spliced from 22 exons.
CUAUUUCUACCAAUUGAAACCUAACCACAUUACUAACCUUAUGCCUAACUCGAACAUUAAAUUAAGACCAAAAAUCGUAUUUUUGUUUUUAGACAUUUUUACGAUCUAGACCAUUUUGACGUUGACGCUGUGGUAACCCACUCACCGUGUCAUCAUCAUCAUUUCACUAGGAGAUCUUAGCUCUGCUACAUCAUCUUGAGACAACUGCGAAACGAAGGAAAUCCAUCUCAGUCAAGAACCGAGUAAAGGAGGCGCCGAUAGCUAGAUUCCUGAACCUGUAUUUCUCUAUUGCUGGGGCAAAUAAACGGUUCAGAAAUGGUCUUGUGGUGAGGUGUUGCUGGCAUAAGGCUGUGAGGAGGAGCAACUGACGACAGAGCCAAACUUACUGACACGCACUCACCAGCCUCCCAUGGACGGCACACUCUGAGACAACACUUGAGAGGAGAGAAACAACAGGAGUGGGAGCAGAGGAGAGAAGGAGCUGAGGAGAGCAGGAGGGACGUGACAAUGUCGUCCAACAGGGGCCAGAACCCACAUGGGUUGAAGCAGAUCGGGCUGGACCAGAUCUGGGACGACCUGAGGGCUGGCAUCCACCAGGUGUACACACGGCAGAGCAUGGCAAAGUCACGCUACAUGGAGCUCUACACCCAUGUGUAUAACUACUGUACCAGCGUGCACCAGUCCAGUCAAGGCCGAGGGUCUGCCGUCCCCAACAAGCCCUCCAAGAAGAGCAGUACUCCUGGGGGGGCCCAGUUCGUAGGCCUGGAACUCUACAAGAGACUCAAGGAGUUCCUCAAGAACUACCUGACCAGUCUGCUCAUGGAUGGUGAGGACCUGAUGGAUGAGUGUGUGUUGAAGUUCUACACACAGCAGUGGGAGGACUACCGGUUCUCCAGUAAGGUGCUGAAUGGGAUCUGUGCUUACCUCAACAGGCACUGGGUCAGACGUGAAUGUGACGAGGGACGCAAGGGCAUCUACGAGAUCUACUCGUUGGCGUUGGUAACGUGGAGGGAGUGUCUAUUCAGACCCCUAAACAAACAGGUAACGAAUGCGGUCCUGAAGCUGAUCGAGAAGGAGAGAAAUGGAGAGACCAUCAACACCAGACUCAUCAGUGGUGUGGUGCAGUCCUACGUGGAGCUGGGGCUGAAUGAGGAGGAUGCGUUUGCUAAGGGUCCUACGCUGUCAGUGUAUAAAGAAUACUUUGAGUGCCAGUUCCUCACGGACACCGAACGCUUCUACACACGAGAGAGCACCGAGUUCCUCCAACAGAACCCUGUUACCGAGUACAUGAAGAAGGCCGAGGCCCGUCUGCUAGAGGAACAGAGGCGUGUGCAGGUGUACCUCCAUGAGUCCACUCAGGAUGAGCUGGCCAGGCGGUGUGAACAGGUGCUCAUAGAGAAACACCUGGAGAUCUUCCACACAGAGUUCCAGAAUCUACUGGAUGCUGACAAGAACCAAGAUCUAGGUCGGAUGUAUAACUUGGUGUCUCGUAUAACGGAUGGCCUAGGAGAGCUAAAGAAACUCCUAGAAACACACAUCCACAACCAGGGCCUGGCCGCUAUAGAGAAAUGUGGAGAGGCCGCUCUCAACGACCCUAAGGUGUAUGUCCAGACCACACUGAACGUCCAUAAGAAGUACAACGCUCUGGUCAUGUCUGCCUUCAACAACGACGCUGGCUUCGUAGCUGCUCUAGACAAGGCGUGUGGUCGUUUCAUCAACAACAACACGGUCACUAAGAUGGCCCAGUCCUCCAGCAAAUCACCUGAACUACUGGCUAGAUACUGUGACUCUCUGCUCAAGAAGAGUUCUAAGAACCCAGAAGAGGCAGAGUUGGAGGACACACUCAACCAAGUGAUGGUGGUGUUUAAGUAUAUAGAGGACAAGGAUGUGUUCCAGAAGUUCUAUGCUAAGAUGCUGGCUAAACGCCUCGUCCACCAGAACAGUGCUAGCGAUGACGCAGAGGCCAGCAUGAUCUCCAAACUCAAGCAAGCGUGUGGCUUUGAGUACACAUCUAAACUACAGAGGAUGUUCCAGGACAUCGGAGUCAGCAAAGACCUCAACGAACAGUUCAAGAAACACCUGACCAACUCUGAACCUCUCGACUUGGACUUCAGUAUCCAAGUGUUGAGUUCCGGGUCCUGGCCGUUCCAGCAAUCAUGCACCUUCGCUCUGCCCUCCGAGUUGGAGCGUAGCUACCAGCGGUUCACAGCAUUCUACGGCAGCAGACACAGCGGUCGGAAACUCACCUGGCUCUACCACCUGUCUAAAGGAGAGCUGGUCACCAACUGCUUUAAAAACAGGUACACUCUGCAGGCCUCUACCUUCCAGAUGGCUAUCCUGCUGCAGUACAACACAGAGGACCUGUACUCCGUACAACAACUCACUGACAGCACACAGAUCAAAACCGACAUUCUGGUUCAAGUGUUGCAGAUCUUGUUGAAAUCCAAAUUGCUGGUCCUGGAGGAUGAGAAUGCUAACAUAGACGAAGUGGAGUUCAAACCAGAAACCCUGAUCAAACUCUUCCUGGGAUACAAGAAUAAGAAGCUGCGUGUGAACAUUAACGUUCCUAUGAAGACUGAACAGAAACAGGAGCAGGAGACCACACACAAGAACAUAGAGGAGGACCGCAAGCUCCUCAUACAGGCUGCCAUAGUGAGGAUAAUGAAGAUGAGGAAGGUUCUGAAACACCAGCAGCUCCUGGCUGAAGUCCUAAACCAGCUUUCGUCCCGCUUCAAACCCAGAGUCCCAGUCAUUAAGAAGUGUAUAGACAUCCUGAUAGAGAAGGAGUAUCUGGAGAGAGUGGAUGGAGAGAAAGACACGUACAGCUACCUGGCUUAACCCGCUCCCUUCCCUCUUAUUUUUGUCUUUUUUUUUUUUAUGUCCGAGUAAUAAAGUGUGGUUCUUCUGACUGGCAGACGUGUGUGUGCUCAGUGGGACAUAUACACAUGGACACACUAUCUUGUUUUGAUAUGCAAAUAUGAUCAGACAUCCCCCCCCCCCAUGGCAUAGUGGGAAGUCCAACCAGAGAGCUGUGUCCAUAGUUACUGCAUGCAACUGCCUCCCUGCUAGCCUGGUCUCAGAUUGAUAUCCUACGAAGCAGGUUUGAGGAGUUAGCGAGGUAACUUUGGUCAACUGAGUUCAACUCAGGAUAGGCGGUCAUACGAAAGUGGCUCACCUUUUAGCCAGGUACAUGUAUAUGGCAAUGAAUCCUUCAGAACUACCCUGCUCUGAGGCAGGCUAACUCAUUGUUAACUCCACUUACCUUGAAUGAAAUGACUGGGCCUUGAGUUGAGAACCAAUGAAAUCAGAUUCCCUCAUCAACCCCUACAAUUCAGGAAGAUGACUGAUAUUUGAUGAAUCAAAUGUGUUAUGUUAAAAUCACAUUACAUAUUUUAGUCAUGUCAGAAUGCAUUUUAAACUUAACGCAAUGUAACUUUUGUAUGACUUAAUACAAAAUAAGUGUGUAUAUAAGACGGAGGGGGGGGGGUGAUUGUGCAUUGAUAAGCACACCAAAGCAGGCAUUAAUUAAAAAUAAAGACAGCCCUUCUGAAAGCAUUUCACACCGCAGUCUGCUGAAUUUGCAAGAUACAUUUUCAUGCAUUCUGAUUUCGACACAAAUUAAAAUGUUAAACUGAGUCGCCCAUGGAUUGAUUUUUGUCUCAUUUGAGUUCGCCGUGCGACAUGCACGCGCAGUUACAAGCCUGCUGGAGAUAGCCGCAGACAAGACAUUUUGACCGUUGUGUAAGGAUGAAGCCUGAGCUGGUUUGUGAAGCUGGUUAGUUUUAGAAAACCCAGAGUAGAUCCAGCUUGCUUCGUAGGAUACUCAGGUGUAGCAGCUAACUAUCGUUAUCCUCCCAGACAAACAUGACAACACAUGCACUAGGAGGAGUUGGCUGAAGCACACAGAACUGGACCAGUACGCUACCUCCAUAUAGCCAGAGGAGUAGAUGACUGGUUUUACCACCGGUCCGGACGAAGGAAAUCAGUUGUCCGGAUCAAAUGGAGACGCCCCUGCAAUUUAGAUCUGUCGGAUGGCUUUAUUCAAUCUGUAUCGCUGAAGUUCAGCGGAGACUGCAUUCACGGUAAACUACAUAUUGCCUCAGAAACUACCUUUUAAUUUCUAUCGCGUAGAGCGCUGAAGUGUUGGAUCCACUGAACUAGUGCCCCACCCAUAGCCUCUUCCCCCACGGGGUCUUGUAAAAUCCCUGGUAUGGGGUUAGGGUUUCAUAGGGGAUUGGACCUGUAACCCCCUGUAUCAUUACUGCAAUGAGGAAACCAUUUGUAUAGUGUGGUUAAUUUUACAAAUGUGUGCUAAAUAAAGUCAAGGUUUCUCUAGUGGUCUUGUCACUGGCUGGGUUGUUACUUACACCAAGAUGUGGUGUGAAUUUUCAUUAUAAACUGGGUGGUUUGAGCUCUGAAUGCUGAUUGGCUGGCAGCCGUAUACACGGGUAUGACAAAACAUUUCUACUGCUCUAAUUACGUUGGUAACCAGUUUAUACUAGCAAUGAGGCACGUCGGGAGUUUGUUGUAUAUGGCCAAUAUACCACGGAUAAGGGCUGUCCUGCUGAUUAACUCCCAUAUGCCACACCCCCUCGUGGCUUAUUGCUUAAUUAUAGCACUGUAGUCUAUACCGCUCGUUUAACACGACUCUGAAAAGUUGUUUGUGCAAAAUUACUCAUUGAAGUGGUUUUAAAAUGCAUAUAAGGUUUUGGUUGUCAGUGGUAAAAAAAAAAAAAUUGGACACCUUCAUUUUCUCAUUUUAUUCUGGAUCACUUUGAACAAUACUCCCUGUAAAGACAGUAAAAAUCAGCACCUUGGAAAUCAGACAGUAGUGGUCCCGGCUCGACAACUGGAGGAAACGUUACACAACAGUCAAUAUAAUUUGUAUAGAGCAUUUUCCCUAUUCCUUGACAGAAGCACCACUGUUCUAUGUAGUAGGCCUAUAUUUCUAUGAACAUUCUGUAAUGUCCAAUCCCACUGGAUGCCAGCUGGCUCUACAACUCAGGAAGUAUACAUCCUAAACAGAUGGGUGAGAUACUUGUCCUCGAGCUGCUGUAUCUGCUGGUUUUCCAGUCAGACCGAUUUAGAUCUGGUGUAAGCUGGGACAUUGAAUCAAUGGAUCUCCCAAGAACCAGAGUUCCCCACCCCUGUACUAACAUGAGCAACAAACGACUUAAAGGAGAUCGGCUCCUGACUUCCAUCUAAACACAACCGUCAGUCAUCUAGAUCUGUCUGUAGGUCUUUACAGAGCCCUCUCAGUUGACAAAGUUACAGUUGUAAAAACAGGAGAUAAAUCGGAGCAGUUCGUCCCACUGCAGGUGAAGACGUGAACAUUACUUAACAUUAUUCAAGGCUGGUUGUAUUGGUUCAAGUCUGCAGUAUUCACAAGCACCAGGCAUCACUAGAUUAUAGUAGCAGUGAGGUCUUCCCGGGACUACAAACAUGGAAGCUUUCAUCAUCAUGCAUUAACCAGAUUGAGGAUACAUCUUUAUCAAUAAAUCAACACUUAAGGGCUCUAAUCAAGUGACUAUUCAGUGUUCUAACGACAAGAUUCAAGGCACAGCAGAAGUGGAUACCUGGGGGCAUUUACAAAACAUCACACUGUCUUAGUUAGCACCAUCUAGAAUAGAGAUUGUAUCAAAGCAUGCCUCAGGUGGUCAUCAAAUGUUCAAAACUUGAAAAAAUUAAAGACAGAAUAUAGUUUAAGGAAUAAACCAGAAGUCAGAGAAAGAAAAA